Molecule: messenger RNA, 444 nt
Organism: Lolium rigidum
Lineage: Eukaryota; Viridiplantae; Streptophyta; Magnoliopsida; Poales; Poaceae
Product: ubiquitin-60S ribosomal protein L40-like
Exons: 3
Coding region: 1-444 (147 amino acids)
Biological process (GO): translation; modification-dependent protein catabolic process; protein ubiquitination
Cellular component (GO): nucleus; ribosome; cytoplasm
Molecular function (GO): ubiquitin protein ligase binding; structural constituent of ribosome; protein tag activity
Source: RefSeq, a predicted model, not a curated record
AUGCAGAUCUUCGUCAAGACCAUCACCGGGGAGACGCUCACGCUCGAGGUCGACAGCAGCGACACGGUCGACGCCGUCAAGGCCCAGAUCCAGGACAAGCAAGAAACCAUCCUCACCGCCGACGACGACCUGCAUCAUCUUCCGUCUCUCGUCUUCGCCGGGAAGCAGCUGGAGGCCGAGGACGGUCGAACGCUUGCCGACUACGGCAUCAGCAAGGAGUCGACGCUGCACCUCGUGCUCGGCCUCCGCGGCGGCUACCGGCCUGGCCGGGGGGUCUACCCCAAAAUCGAUCCCAACCUCCGAGCGCUUGCGCUCAGCCACAACGAGACCAAGAUGAUCUGCCGAAAGUGCUAUGCGCGGCUUCCUCCGAGGUCUACCAACUGCCGCAAGAAGAAGUGCGGCCGCAGCAACGACCUAAGGCAGAAGAAAUCGUUUCGAUGGUGA